AUGGUGGAGGAGAGAUUCAAGGCGAUGCAAGGUCCUGAUACCUUCGGGUUGGAUGCUGCUGACAUGUGCUUAGUGCCAGACGUGAAAAUUCCUCCCAAGUUCAAAGUCCCGAACUUUGAAAAGUAUCAAGGGGUCACUUGUCCAAAGACCCACAUCCGAGAUUUCUGCAGAAAGAUGGUCGCUCAUUCCAAGGACGAGAAACUCUUAAUGCACUUUUUCCAGGACAGUCUUAGUGGAGCUUCUCUGGAAUGGUAUAUGCAGCUCAAGCGCACGCAUAUACGAACCUGGAGGGAACUUGCUGAAGCCUUCUUGAAGCAUUAUCAGUAUAACUCAGACAUGGCUCCCAAUCGGACUCAACUCCAAAGCCUUUCUCAGAAGCCAGAUGAAUCGUUCAAAGAGUACGCUCAGCGAUGGAGAGACUUGGCUGCCAGGGUUCAACCUCCCCUUCUUGAAAGAGAGAUGAUAAACAUGUUCAUGGAUACCCUUCAAGGGCCAUAUUUUGAAAAAAUCAUUGGGAGUACCACCUCGGGUUUCUCAGACUUGGUCAUUGCUGGUGAGCGAAUUGAGAAUGGCUUGAAGAUCGGUAAAAUACAAGACACAACGAUUGUGGCUAAUGGAGCAAAGAAGCCUUAUUCCGGAUUCUCAAAGAAGAAGGAAGGAGAGACCAAUGCUAUCGCUCAAGGGGGAGAUGGAGGUUAUCAAAUGCCAUACUAUCUGGUGGCAGCAGUAACACCUAACCCGUAUCCGCCGCCAGCGUAUGUCAUUCCAACUGGUCCUCCAGCGGUACAAUAUCAGCAACCCUAUGCUCCUCAGCAACCUGUCGCUCAACAGAACUACUAUCAGCAGGGUAGACAAGGACCAAGGAGGCCUCCUAGAAGGUUUGAUCCAAUUCCCAUGUCGUAUGGUCUUUUGCUAGCUCAUUUGCUCAAGGAUUCGCAGGUCCAACUGAAGGAAGCUAAGGCUCCUCCUGUACCUCUUCCUCCCGGGUAUGACAUGAACGUCAGCUGCGAGUAUCACUCUGGGACGCGGGGGCACUCGAUUGAGAAUUGCAAUAUCUUCAAUCACAAAGUACAAGACCUUAUUGACUUAAAAGCAAUAUCAUUCAAGCCAAAUGUUCCAAACAACCCCGUGAAAGCAAGUACAUCUGCAGUGCCUUAG
Messenger RNA from Lathyrus oleraceus (garden pea), 1158 nucleotides. RefSeq lists its product as uncharacterized. The record is from RefSeq and is a predicted model, not a curated record. NCBI's taxonomy places the organism in Eukaryota, Viridiplantae, Streptophyta, Magnoliopsida, Fabales, Fabaceae. Bases 1 to 1158 code for a protein of 385 amino acids. The transcript has a single exon.